GAGGAGGUGGGGACGUCUAUCCCUCGAAUUCUAUGAGUAGGGCUCGCUCCAUUGUGGAGUCAGUUGGAUUGUUUUUAGCAACCUGUACCGUUCCUGCCAUGGAGUCACAGGUGAUGACCAACGCGGAGGAAAUUGCCAAACUCUACAGGGAGCUCAGCCUCUUUCCCUCUUUAAGCAGAGCAGACGUGGGACCUGUUAUCACCUCUCAGUAUGGAGGCAAAUACAGCAACAUAUACACAGAGUGGAGCCAGCGGGACCUGGAGAGGAAGGAGAGCGUCAGAUUUUGCAGACAAUACAUUGUAUUCCAUGAUGACAAGUCGGUGGUCUACACUGGUGCUUCUGGAAACUGUACAGAAAUCAAAGGAGAAGUUCUAAGUAAGGACUCUCCCUCUGGUGAAAUGAAGGCAGUUGUUAGAGAAUGCUCAGUGAAGGGAGAGGAGAAGCAGUUUCUGGAGAUAUGGAGUAAAAACAUCAAGGUGAAGAGCAUCAACCUGACAGCCCUAAAGAAACAUGGCAAAGUCUAUGAGGAUGAGCAGUUUGGCAGCUUGGUUUGGUCCCACUCUGAAACCCACCUCUUGUAUGUUGCGGAGAAAAAGAGGCCUGAGGCUAAAUCUUUCUUCGAGACUGAGGUGCCUGACUUGUCUUCCAUUGAAGAUGAGGAGGAGACCAUGAAGGUGGACAAAAAAGGCUCAGUGAAAGGGGAGCAGUUUGUCUACUAUGAGGACUGGGGAGAGGCCUUAGUCAGCAAGAGCUGUCCAGUGCUGUGUGUUAUGGACAUAGAGGGUAACAAUGUGUCUGUUUUGGAAGGAGUGCCUGACAGCAUCUCACCUGGCCAGGCAUUUUGGGCUCCAGGCGACACUGGAGUAGUGUUCGUGGGCUGGUGGCAUGAACCUUUCAGACUAGGUCUGAAGUACUGCCCCAAUCGGAGGUCAUCGUUGUUUUAUGUGGACUUGACGGGCGGGAAAUGUGAACAGCUUUCCUCAGACGCCAGCGCAGUGUAUUCUCCGAGGCUGAGCCCCGAUCAGUGUCGAAUUGUCUAUCUGGAAUGUUCUGUAUACGGACCGCACAUGCAGUGCAACAAGCUCUGUAUGUACGACUGGUACACUAAGAAGACCUCUGUGGUUGUAGAUGUCAUUGGGCGACCAAGAGAGGAUGGCUUCACUGGCAUCUACAGCAGUCAGUUGUCGCCACAGUGCUGGUCUGCUGAUAGUCAGCGCGUUGUUGUGGCUUGUCCUCAGCGCAGCCGAAAGGAUCUCUUGGUGGUGGACACGAGCACAGGAAGCAUCACUUCUCUGACAGCAAAGUCUGAAAUCGGUAACUGGUGUCUGCUGAACAUUGAGCGAGAUCUGAUGGUGGUCAGCUGCUCUUCUCCUAACUGCCCUCCAAGUCUGAGGGUGGGCUUUCUUCCAGGAAAGGAUUCCCAGGAGGAAGUGGUCUGGAUUACUUUGGAAGAGUCUCAGGCUUUACCAGAAAUUGACUGGCAGAUAAAGACUUUCACUCCUCCAGCAGAUCAAGACAACAGCCAAUACCCGGGCCUUGACUUUGAAGCUGUGUUGAUUAAACCAAAAGGAAUAAAGGAUGGAGUGAAACUACCUCUGAUUGUUCUCCCUCAUGGCGGUCCUCACUCUGUGCUUGUAGCCGAAUGGCUUCUGUCCGUCUCCGUGCUCUGCAGGAUGGGCUUUGCUCUGUUACUGGUGAACUAUCGUGGCUCUCUUGGGUACGGCCAGGACAACAUCCUCUCACUACCGGGCAACGUGGGGUCCCAGGAUGUUAAAGAUGUUCAGUUUGCUGUUGAAAGUGUUCUGCAAAGCAAUGAGUUUGACAAGCAGAAAGUGGCCGUCCUUGGGGGCUCCCAUGGGGGGUUUCUAGCCUGUCAUCUAAUUGGCCAGUACCCAGGCUUCUACAAGGCCUGUGUGGCUCGCAAUCCUGUCAUCAAUUUGGCCUCCAUGAUUGGCAGCACGGAUAUCCCAGACUGGUGCAUGGUUGAGGCUGGAUACGAUUACAGUCCCGAUUGUCUACCUGAUCCUGCUGUUUGGGAACAGAUGUUAAACAAGUCGCCCAUUAAAUACGUCCCUCAGGUUCAGACUCCAGUGCUGCUUACUUUAGGGGAAGAUGACAAGCGUGUCCCUAACAAACAAGGAAUUGAAUACUACAAAGCUUUGAAAGCAAAGAAUAUACCAGUUCGGUUGCUGUGGUACCCUGGAAACAACCACUCUCUCGCUAAGGUGGACGCAGAAUCGGAUGGUUUCAUGAACAUCGCUUUGUGGAUAACUCAGCACUUGAGUCUGUGAUGGUAAUUUAGUGAAUAUAGCUGUCAUGUGCAAAAAAAAAAGUCUGAAGGACACUACUUUGUGUGUGUGAGGUUUCUGUUUUAAGGUCCAAUCCAAAGCCAAAGUCUUGAUAAUUGAGCUCUAGCCAGAAGACACUUUGCUUAACUGAGCUUUACCCAUAAUGUGUCUGUGGGUAUAGUUACUGUUGUGUGUUGCAAAAGUGGAUGGGAAAAAAAUUAUAAUACAGCACUUAAAUAAAAUUCAUAUUUGAUUUGAUUGAAACUUUUUAUCAAUACUGACUUUGUUUUUAUCUGUCAUUUAAAUCAGAAAACAAAAAGGGCUUUUUAAUUCUUUGAACUUCUGUGACUGUGGCUAUAAUAACAAAAGAAUAAGAUGUGUAAUGAGGUUUUCUGUUGUUCGGGUAAUUUUAUUUUCUGAGUUAAAUCUCCUUUGUUGAUUCUACCAUUUUGUGCACUUAAUAAAAAUGAUUGUAAAAAGCUGA
This is a messenger RNA of Fundulus heteroclitus (mummichog), 2772 nucleotides long. It is a transcript of the gene apeh1, whose product is annotated as acylaminoacyl-peptide hydrolase. Bases 33 to 2291 code for a protein of 752 amino acids. NCBI's taxonomy places the organism in Eukaryota, Metazoa, Chordata, Actinopteri, Cyprinodontiformes, Fundulidae. The record is from RefSeq and is a predicted model, not a curated record. The transcript is spliced from 23 exons. Gene Ontology annotation, molecular function: serine-type endopeptidase activity. Gene Ontology annotation, biological process: proteolysis.